Molecule: messenger RNA, 1050 nt
Organism: Aspergillus oryzae RIB40
Lineage: Eukaryota; Fungi; Ascomycota; Eurotiomycetes; Eurotiales; Aspergillaceae
Exons: 1
Coding region: 1-1050 (349 amino acids)
Biological process (GO): DNA transposition; DNA integration
Molecular function (GO): DNA binding
Source: RefSeq, a predicted model, not a curated record
AUGGCUCCUAGAAAGGAACUAGAUCCUCAGAUUCGCUUACGUAUAUGUGAGCUGCAUAGUAUUGGAUGGGGUCCGACUAAAAUCUAUCGGCAGCACCCUGAAAUACCUCUUUCUACUAUUAAAACUACUAUACGUCGAGAGUCAAUUCGGGUUAAUAAUACUACGCGCGCGCGUUCUGGCCGCCCUCGAAAGCUUACAGAACAACAACGUGAUCAUAUAUAUGAUUUAGUUCAAUCAGAACCUCAUAUACGACAUAUUGAUUUACUUACAGAGGUAGAUCAUGUGGUCAAACGCCGCUCUAUUCAGUAUUUACUGAGCGAAAUGGGUUGCCGCAAAUGGAAGCAGUUAAAUCGGCCUGAAAUUAAGCCUAUCCACGCAGCCAAACGCCUUGCCUGGGCUAGGCGCUACGAACACUAUACUGCAGAGGAUUGGGCGCGCGUUAAAUGGAGCGAUGAGUACAUGGUUGAACGAGGUAUUGGGGUACGUCCAACCUGGACCUUUCUACGUCCCCGAGAUCAGCUUAAAAAUCACGAUAUACAUGCUAAGCCCUGUGGAAAAGGUAUAAAGCAGAUGUUCUGGGCUGCCUUUGGAGAAGAUAUACGCACAGGCCUUGUCCCACUAGAUAGUGACCCUGAAUCGGCUCAGGGAGGUGUUACUGCAGCUAUUAUUCUUGCUUUAUAUCGUGCCUUUCUACCAGAUCUAUUACAAGAAGGUGAUAUUUUUAUGCAUGAUGGAGCUAGUAUACACCGUACGUAUAUCGUACGUGAAGGCCUUGAGGAAAUGGGUAUAGAGGUGAUGGAAUGGCCACCUUAUUCGCCUGAUCUGAAUCCUAUUGAAAAUCUAUGGGCGUUGAUGAAAGAAGAAAUCUAUAAGCUCUAUCCAGAGCUUCUAACCGCUCCCAACACUGCUUCUAUACGUGAGCUUUUAACUAAGGCAGCUCAGGAAGCCUGGCAUUCUAUAGAAAAUCGUGUUUUAGUACGCCUUUCUACUACUAUGCCUCACCGUGUUCAGGCAGUUAUUGAGGCAGAUGGCUGGUAUACUAAAUACUAG